GCUCGCGUCAGGGCCGUCAAGGGGUGGCCGAGAAGACUACAGGGAGGCAGCCCUCCCUGAUUACGGUCCACAGGGCUGGGGCUGCGCGCAUGCGCGGUACUGGGUGCAUGUGCGGCGGCGGCAGCAUGAAGCGGAGCGCGGGGGAGAGCGAGCAGCAAGCGAAGAAACAAAAGCUUCUUGAAGAAAUUGGAGAAAGCUGGCUUCCAUAUCUGACUCCUAGAGAUGCUGAAUUCCAUCAACUGUGGAAGACCAAAUAUUCCAAACUCAUUCUUAGGACAUCUGAUACGGUACCCAAAGAACUGCAUCAAGUUGUGCAAGAUGCUUUUUUGACCUUGCAAAAACAUGGUUGUCUCUUUCAAGAUCUUAUUAGGAUCAAAGGAAAAGAUUGUCUUACCCCAGUAUCUCGUAUAUUAAUUGGAAACCCAGGAUGCACUUACAAAUACUUGAACACAAGACUAUUUACUGUUCCUUGGCCUGUGGAAGGUUCCAAAAUAAAAUAUUGCAAUCCUGAAAUGUUUGAUGCAUGCAAGGCCUUAAUGAAACUUAAUGACUACCUGUAUAAUGAAACAGUCCAGGCUUUAAAAGAGCAAAGUUUGUCUGAGACCAAAGAAACUAAAGAUGCUGCUGUUACAAAUAAGGAACAGGAUUUUUCUACCUAUGUUGAAGGGGAGAGGACCAUUUUGGAAGAUCAAAGCAGCUCGUAUGUACCAAGGACUGAUUGCAUAAACCUAAAGAGCAAAACACCUUAUAACUUGACUUUAUUAAAUUAUAUGGAUCCACUACAAAUGCCGUACUUAAAACAAGAGCCUUAUUUUGGAAUGGGGAACAUGGCUGUGAGUUGGCACCAUGAUGAGAAUCUGGUUGAAAGGUCAACAGUAGCUGUGUACAGUUACAGCUGUAAAGAUCCUGUGAUUAACAGAAAUCAACUACAGGAUUCGAGAGGGCGAGACCCAGCUGUUUGGCAUGCGGGUCUGAAGAUUGCAUGGGACAUAAAGACGCCUGGAUUAGCAUUACCCCUUCACCCAGGAGACUGCUACUUUAUGCUGGAUGACCUCAAUAUGACACAUCAGCACUGUGUGUUGGCUGGCUGGCCACCUCGGUUCAGCUCUACUCACAGAGUGGCAGAGUGCUCAAGAGGGACUCUGGACUACAUUUUUAGGCAGUGUGAGACAGCACUGCAGAAUUUACAAGCUGAUUCUGAAUCAGUGGCUUUAUCUUUGAAAUCACUGGAAGUCAUGAUUGUAAAGGAAGUAGAAGGAAUUCAUAAUGAGGUUGAAUUUGAAUGGCUUAGGCAGUUUUGGUUUCAGGGCAAACGCUAUAGGAAGUGCACUGAUUGGUGGUUUGAACCUAUGGCUAAACUGGAAGAAUUUUGGAAAAAGAUGGAGAUUAUGGUUCGCCAAACACAGAAGUCCAGUCACCCCUACCUGCAACUUCUGUUUUCUGUGUGUGGAGAGAACUUUCACAGAUCUUGUUUUUCCUCCAUGCUGGGAGAAGGGCCAGCUGAUCCUAUGGCAUUUUCUUCUCUUCCUGUACUUGUUUAUGUGAAGAAGACAAGCCUGGUGCUCAGUGAAGUUGGAAAAGAGGAAUGUACCAUGGAACAAAGGAAUGAAAUAGUCAGCUGCUUCUUACCAUUUCUUACUGAACGACAAGAGCUACGCAAAGAAUGGACAGCAAGUGUGACAUCUUGUAAAGCCCAGUACUUGGACUCAGCUAUGCUCCAGGUCCCAGGUGCCAGUCCCAGCUGGCAAAGACUUUACCAGAUGAGCAGAAGCCAGAGUGCCAUCCCUACUGGAAGAAUGAUGAUUCUAACAUGCCUCUCCCAUAUGAUCUUGAAGAAGUAAUUGCUAAACUCCAGGCCCUGCUUCAAUAAAUGGAGCACUAGAAGGUGUAUGCCCAGAGUAAAAUUACUUGUACCCAUCUCUUGAAAAGAAAAUAUCUAAAGUGAAUUGAAUCUCCGCAGUGUUUUUAUAUUUAAAUCACAUAGGUUUAUUUCUUCCUUGAGUACAAGUUCCUGUCCAUUGUAACUGAAUUAUGUUUUGUAGCUACUCAUUUAGAAAUUUCUAAAAUAAAAAAGAAUAAGGCCUAGAUCUACACAAAAGACUUAAGUAUCAUAAGUGGAACUAACUUAGAAUUUAGGCACCUCAGGCCAAGAAUGUGAUCUGUAACCUCACCAAACCCAUAGGUACCCAAGGUUUUGCCAGUAGAAUUCCCUAGGUUCUUGAAGGUCUGUUUCUGUGAAUGCCAAGAAUUUCUCCUAUGCUGCCUUGACUGAGAAGCUCAGUUCCUGUUGACAUGUGCAUACUGUUCCUGCUGAGAAGCAUGCCACUGUCACCUACUUCCGCUCUAAACACACCAACCCAGGAAGAGGCAGCAAAAUUGUUUUGGAGGUUCCCCUUGCCACCCCUGUCAAAAAUGCCAGAGAUGAGGAUCUGAAGAGGAGCAGCAGGUGGUGACCUCAGGACAAUUUAAUUGUCUCAUUUCUAGGUUUGGCAUAUGUGGGGCAGGAGCAGAAGGGCUGCGUGCAUUUCUUGGUCACCCUCCCAGGAACCAUAGACAUACCUGCCGUCAUAGAGCAGCCUGAUCAGGAUCUGCAACUAGGCGUCCUCCAUUUACCUUCCUUGAGGGACUUCAUUAGAUCAAAAUGUUCUGAAUGCACCUAACUCAUCUAUUACACAGUCAACCCAGCCAUUUUUAUUUAAAAUUGUGAGUGGAAGUGGAAAGAAGUGCUAGCGCAGUUGUUUGUUGGUUACAGUAUUCACCUGGAUGGAGAGAAAUUUCCUAUGAAGGCGUCCUAAAAGGUUCUAGCCAGUAGCUUUCACCUCCAGGAGAGUGUCCUAACUGCCAGGUUAUCACCGUUCUGGAGGAAGGCACACCUCACCCCUCCUGCUGGAGCUGUACCACUGUCCCAAAGAGAAUACAUAAUCCACUGGGCUGGCGAAAGGGAGCAAAAAAAGAAGCCUGAUCCAUUUGCCCACUGACUAGGAUUUUUUUUUUUAAACGUGUUUUGCACUAAACAGUCAGUGCAUAAAAUGCACAUGCAGUCCACGAAGCAAUGUUUGGAACCUGCGUUGGCUUGAUGUUAAGUUGUUUUGUGAGUUUAUCCCAAAAUACAAAAAUGUAAGAUGUUAAAAAUAAUGUUGUUUGUGAUCUAUUUAGUAAUAGGAUACUAGAAAAGCAGGCAGUUCCUUUCUGGUCCAUUGGGACUAUCCAGAAUAAAAGCCAAUUUUCUUUCAUUUACAUUGUAUUCUAACUGGCACCAGUUUUUCUUCCCAAAUGACAAAAAAAAAAAAGAGCUUGUGAUGCAAAAGUUACAUUCAGUGCUUAUUAUCACCUCAGAAAGGAUAAGAUCCAGUGCUCAGCAUGGCUAAUAUAGAGGUGGAACAUACCUGCAGGACUAACAUUUUAUUUAAAAAUCACCGUUCAGACCAGGUUUCCUUAGAGUGUGCUGCCAGAAUAGCUAUAGUAUGCUUACUAGCAAAGCCGUCUGGUAUGGAUGCAGUUUAUACUGGCAGAACUGUGAUUUUUGCCCAGUGUAGUUUAUGCCAGCCCCCCCUUGAGCAAAAUAAUUUAUGCCAGGAAAAGCUCCAUUUUGCGGACAUAACUGUGUCUACACCUGGGCACUCUUCCCAGCAGAGCUGUGUCUGUCAGGAACUGCAUCUCUAUGCACCCCUGAGCACCAUUGCUUUGCCAGUUCAAGAUUAUAGAGUUGGCAUGAAUGUGAAUAUACGUUAUAUGCCUUACAUUCCAUGACUUUUGUUGUGGCCAUCAGCUACCACUAAAAAAGUGAGGCCCCUUUUAAAGAACAAAUAAUUCAUUGAAUAGAGUUUGAUUGUAUUAGCACCUUGUUCCUGCAAACACUGUUUAACUGAUGCUUCUUGCACCACAGCUUCUUAAGACUUAAAAACAAUGCAGUUUUGUGAACACAGCUUUUUUCGCCCUGCUCUAGUUGGGCAAACAGCAUACAUUUGGAUUGUUGCCACACUAAAUAUUGUUUACUUCGGAGAUCAUUUAGAGACAAGCUAGUUGAAGGUGUGGGAAUUCUAUUUUAGAAAAGGCAAUUCUCAUGCAGCCAGAUACUGCUUUGGAAACUAGCAAUAUGGAUUCAAACAGGCUAAUGAUAUAGCACAGUUAAGGCAAGGUUUAAGGGGGUUGUUUGUUUCUGCUGUUUCUUUAUGAUUAUUUUUGGUUUAAUUAAGCAUAGCUAGAAACCCUGGGAAUCACAAUGGUGAAAUGAUUUUGACAGGCAUAAAGGGUACAGAAUGCAUAUAAAUGUUGAAAACUGGAUAAAAUGGAAGCGUAGCUAUUAAAAAUGAUUGGCAAAUAAUUAUUUACUGCAGUAUUCAAAAGUCACUAAUUUUUUGUUCUUUGAUUAGGAGACUGAUGGUAACUAUAAUAGAAUGUUUAAAAAUCCAUGAAUCUAAGGCCUUGUUCAUGCUGGGAAUGAAGCCAGUGGAAUAUCUGCACUGGUACAAUCUUCUAGUGCAGGCAGAUCAAAUUACCAUAAACCACAAUAUACAAUAGUACAGGUUCAAACCAGUGGAAAUCUAGGAAAUCCUUGGAAUGGACAAAACCUAAGAUUUCCCAGGCAAGAUAUUGAUGCUCAGACACCCAGAUAUGGCUCAAAGAGGAUUUAAAUGUUUUGUGUUGGAUUUGGAGCUCAGUUGUGCCACUGUAAAUCCAAAUAAUAUCACUGAACUCAGUGGAAAUACAGCAGCAUAAGAGCAGAAUUCAGCCCUCCCUUUCCCUGGCCUCAUCAGGGACAACAGCAAAUGUUUGGCAAAGUAGAUUGGAAUUCUCCAAAACGCAUAGUAGUUCUGAAGGUGUCAGCAGAAAAGAACAGACCAGAACUCAUUCAUAAAAGAAUGAGUGCUUAGUAUAAUUACUGCCCUUUCCAAUUAAUUGUUAGAAAGAGACAAUAACAAGAACAUGAUUUACAAGUUUUCCUUAUGUCAUUUAAAUAAUUUUGACCAAGGUCAUCCUGAAACGAUCCUUUUGCAAUCCAUUAAUAUUGUAGCAUUAGGUAGCCCAUUACCAUUUUGGAUGUGCUACAAAAACAUUCUUAACCCAGGCCUCUAAUGAAUGUUCUAUGUAUGGCAACUGUUUAUUGACUCUAGAUGCCUGAGGACCGAGGUCAGUCUGUUUCAGGGGGAAAGCAUAAAUUAGCUUCUAACAGUAGAUUCUGUGAUUUUUUUUCAAAUGGUGAAGUUCAUGACUUUGCUUACAUUUACUUUUCAUCAGCCCUGAAAGAAUUGAGGUAAAAUAGUUCCCUUGCACGUGUGUGUCAAGCUAAAUGGAUUACAGAAGAUACAGAUCUGUUUGCCUGUCUGCACUUGCCUUUAGACAAUAUUCAUCAAUUUUACAAAAGCUACUGACUAAACAUGGAACCCAUACAAAUGAAAUGCUCAAGGCAGGGACUUUAAAAAACACACACUCUGAUACAAAGUUGGUUUUACACUGAUAGAAGGAAAAUGUUGGCAGAAAAUGAAAACCUUUUAUUGUGACUCCAGUUUAGGGGAUGAAAGGUAAAGGCCAUUUUUAAAGUGUUCAAUAGAAAACUGCUGGUUUUGUGCCAGGUAGAUUAGACAUUUUUUCAUAAAGCAUUAUUUGUGUCUCUGCAUAUGAAGCUAUUCCAUCCUGUAGGUUCUUUUCCUUAUUGUUGAGGUUAAGUAAAUAAAUAUAUAUUAACACCAAUAUAAUAGAUUUUAAAGGCAUCAUUCUUGCACUCUGAGCUUUACAAGAGAGUCUGAAUGUCUAAAAUGUAAAUAAGAAUGCCAUGAAUAAUUACCAACUGGAAAACAUUCAGGAUGUGUAGCAUGCAGCAUAAUAAAUAUCCAGAUCAGUUCUCUUUAUUAUCAUCAUGAAAUAGUUGGUAUUUUCAUUGGUAAUGAACUGGAUUUACUUAACAAGCUAUCCUUUCAAAUCAUGCAAGGCCUCUGUAAUGUUGUGGAACAGGUUUGGGUAUUCAAGAGCCAGAAUAACAACAAAACAGGCAUGAAAAGAAUAAAAAAUCCAUGACACACAAUGCAAAUGAAUGAAGCUACUGUGCUAACAAUGGGCAGAAUUAUCUUCUUGGUUAAAACAGUGCAGUGCAUUGAUCCAGUGUAAUGCAAUGUAAAUUGUGCUAGUGUAACUGAGAUGAAUCUGGGUGAUAUAGUGCCUGACGUGUGGGAAGAAAGACAAGAUGAGGAAGAGAUGUGGCUUAAUUAGGUCACAACUUUAUUAACUUAAUUCAGUAUAGUUCAGUAGACUCUUUUCUUAAUUGUUUCUACCUGGAAGAGAGCUAAUCCCAGCUCCCUGUGACUCCACAGCUGGUUUCCCAGUCUGUUCCUGGGUCUUCCAUGAGAGUUGUUGCAAUAGACACUUGGAUCCCAAUCCUAUUUCCCAUUUUUCUCUAGGGCAUCCCUUCCCUCAAUCCCACUUUUAAUUCUGGUUUAUCAGGGAACCAGAACCCCUAUGAAAUAAAUACUUGCACUGGACACCAUCCAUCUAUUAGGUUGUAACUUGAAUCUUACUUCUAGACCUAUUACCCCACAUCUGUGAGCUGCUAUCCCAAAGGUGAAAUAUUGCCACUCUGCCCCCAGCUAAUCUGGCACAAAGGUUAGAGUUUCCAAUCCCAAAAAGUAAUCUAUUACAAUCUCCACCAAAAAUCUCAGUCCUACACUAAUCCCAGGGGAUGGACAAUCAAGCAAACUGUAAUUAAUCAAGUUACUGUAAAUUCAAAGGGGGUGUAGGGAUCUAGGGGUUGUCAGCUGAUCUGUAACUAUGUACCUACUCUUACCUUCCAGGACAGUUUAAUUCUCAAUGACAAUGGUGUAGGGUACAAUGGUUUAGUUUUUGCUUGCUGUGGGAGUAACAGGCACAUGAACAUUUAUUAUAGAGCAGUUGGUACCCAGUAGUAAAUGCUUGUUCUCUUUUAACUUAAUAUAAUUUAACUCUCAGAGAUAGGUUGGAGUUGUAACUCAGUCCCCAAGAAGGAGUUUAGACUAGAAGUACAGCUUAGUAGUAGUAUGCAUGGGCUAAUGGCUUAUUGCCUAGGUCAGGUGAUACCUUCCCAAACUCUGCCCUGGCCACACACAUCCCUUCUAAAACAAUGAGAAAUGAGGACCUUGCACUAUUUUCUUACCAGUAUAAACCAAGAAUUACCUACCUCUCAGGUUGUGGGGUGCAUAUCCAUCCUGCUUCUCAAGCUAAGACAGUACAUUUUGAUGCCUUUAUUAAAUAAAAUAAUUUAUAAGUUUGUGGAGAAGCUGCAUUUGUUAAGGCUAUAGAUUAGGUACCAAUUAGCUGUUAGUUUGUUCCAUUAAAAUGGUAGCAUUUAGCAGAGGAGAAGAACAAUUUACACAUGACCCUAAUUCCUACCAAAUAAAAAUUGGAUCAUCUAAGCUUUAUCUUUCAUUGUCAUGGAGAAAUCACAUAUAUUUCAUAUGAUGUAAAAGACUCCAUUCUUUCAUGAUUUCAAGCUUGUGAAGCCCCAGUGGUUCUAAUGUACAUGUAUGUGGUGCAAAUCAGAGUUUGGUCACAAAAUUAGCCCCUUUUUCUUUGUCUUCAAAUACUUGUCUCCAUGCCAAGGCAUGUUGCUCUGAUUAUUUGUCUUGAUUAGAGACUGAUAGAGUAAAGUCAGGUGUAUAGGAUUCCUAUUAUCCUUUAUUUCAUUGGUUCUGUGAACAGAUCAGAUAUUUAUUUCGGUGAAAACGGGAACAAUCAACUUCUGUUUACCAUUAACAUUCAGUUUUCCAUUUCUUAAAAUCAAACCAAAGUUUGGUAGGCAAUGAUUUUCGUACAUGUCCCUUGAUCAAUGGAACACUGUCAGAAUCCAUUAAAGCCUCCAUUAGCUUGAUCGCAUUCAAAGCUAAACUAUCAGAUUAUUUAAAAAGCUGCAGUGAUUGUUUAAAAUAUACUAUACAUUGAUUUCUCUCUGUAAGUAAAGUGGCAUAACUUUGAAACUAAGUGUGUACGACUAAGACUCCAUGCACUGUCUCCAGUAUAUUCUAAGAAGCUUAUUUUCCUUUUGAGAAUACCUAUAUAACAUGUUUUAAGUUGCAAUCCCUUGUACUUUUCAAAGGUUUUUCCUCUAAUUUAUCCUAUUUCAUUGUAUCAGUCAAAUGUAAUGCAUGUGGAAUGGAAGAUAUAGAUUUGCCAAGGGCCUCUCAACUGAAUAGUUUCACUGAAAAGGUUUAAUGAGUAAUGAUCAGGGACAUCCCUGGGGAAAGGGGGGGCGAAUCGGGGCAACCGCCCCAGGCCGCGCACUUUGGGGGGCCCCACUGCAGCUGCCACGCACCACCACUGCCAAAUGCCGCCCAGUCUGGCCACUCGCCCUCCCCCUCCCAGGCCCCCCACAGGCUGAUAUGCCCUGGGCCCUGCACACCCCUAAGGACAGCUAUUCUAAUAAUACUAGCAUUUAAAAUAACUAAUAUUUGGUGAACUCAUCUAGAGAUCUCAGAACACUUUACUGGGAAGAACUGUGGCACACCAGUUAAAAGUUAGCUUCUGUUCUGAAAAGGAACUCUGGAACAUGAAAAUUGUGCAUCCACUACUUCUAUUUAAAUUUACAGAAGUUUCAAUUUAAAAGAUAAUUUAGCAGUCUGCCAUUCAUACAAAAAUCAGACUAGGAUGUGAAAGUGAAGUUGUCUUAUUUUCUUCCGUUUUUAGUCAUAACAGGUAGUGUUUAUCAAGGUGAGAAUGUACUGGCCAGAUCUAUAUUGAAAUACUUGGUAUGUACCUAUUAGCAUUUUUUCUUAGUAUUUUUCUACCUAUUUUGAAAAUCUAACGAUUUAAUAGCCAAACAUUAUCAAAGCUUUCCAUGCUGAUGUUAUGGUUGCUGUUCUUUUAUAUUUGUGUCAUUAAUAAAUCUAGAAAUAUUAUUCAUCAGAUCGUAAGAUUACAACCUUCUCCCCCACCAAAAGUAUUCAUAAAAAGUGCUGCUUUUGGGUUAGUUGUUUAAUAGUACCCUUGUUUUUUAAUUUUUAUUAAAAACUUAAUAAAACUCUUAAGAACUCUUAAUAAAGCACCAUAAUAUGCAUUACUAUAUA
This is a messenger RNA of Alligator mississippiensis (American alligator), 9029 nucleotides long. RefSeq names its product FTO alpha-ketoglutarate dependent dioxygenase (gene FTO). The transcript has 11 exons. Gene Ontology annotation, molecular function: mRNA N6-methyladenosine dioxygenase activity; ferrous iron binding; broad specificity oxidative DNA demethylase activity. Gene Ontology annotation, biological process: RNA repair; DNA alkylation repair; regulation of multicellular organism growth. The coding region runs from base 90 to 1841 and encodes 583 amino acids. Lineage: Eukaryota; Metazoa; Chordata; Crocodylia; Alligatoridae. The record is from RefSeq and is a predicted model, not a curated record.